CAGCAUCAUUGAGCUGCCAAAAUAAACAAAAAACAAGAAAGAGAGAGAGAGAAAAACAAAGAUAGAUAGAGAUAGAGAGAGAGAGAGAGAGACGACGGCGACGAUGGGCGAAGUCUCUGCGAAACCAGCUUGAGUUUUGACCCUCUCACCCAUUUCCCAUUUCCUUCCUCCCAAACACGCGUUAAAUCCAAAAACCCUUCUUCUUAAAUCACCCAAUUUCUCAUUUCUCUCUUCAACUACACCACUUUUCAAAAAAACCCCUCAAUUUCUUCAGAUCCAAUUUUCAACCCCCGAUCUCACGUUUCACCACCACCACCACCACCACCGUAACCGUAACCGUAACCUCGCCGCCGCUUCAUGGGAAACUGCUGCGCGACGCCAACGGUUACCGGCGAGGAGGUAAGAACCAACAACAAGAAAGAGAAGAAGGGGAAGAAGGAGAACCCCUUCGCGGUCGACUAUGUCGCCAACAACGGCGGUUCCAAGCUCGCCGUGCUCAGCGACCCUACCGGGAGCGAGAUCGAGGAAAAAUACGCUCUCGGCCGCGAGCUCGGGAGAGGAGAGUUCGGUAUAACGUAUCUCUGCACGGAUAAGGAGAACGGUGAGGAGUAUGCCUGCAAGUCGAUUUCGAAGAAGAAGCUGAGAACCGCCAUCGAUAUUGAAGAUGUGAGGAGGGAGGUGGAGAUCAUGCGCCAUCUUCCCAGGCAUCCGAACAUCGUGUGGCUUAAGGAUACGUAUGAGGAUGACAAUGCCGUUCACCUUGUCAUGGAGCUCUGUGAGGGCGGUGAGCUCUUUGAUCGCAUCGUGGCGCGUGGACACUAUACCGAACGCGCCGCCGCUGCUGUUACCAAAACGAUUGUUGAAGUCGUUCAGAUGUGCCACAAACACGGAGUGAUGCAUAGGGAUCUCAAGCCUGAGAACUUUUUGUUUGCUAAUAAGAAGGAAACAGCAGCUCUCAAAGCUAUAGAUUUUGGAUUGUCAGUGUUUUUUAAACCAGGGGAAACAUUUAAUGAGAUAGUUGGAAGUCCAUAUUACAUGGCUCCUGAGGUAUUAAGGCGACAUUAUGGCCCAGAAGUAGAUAUCUGGAGUGCUGGAGUGAUUCUAUACAUCUUACUUUGUGGUGUCCCACCAUUUUGGGCAGAAACUGAACAAGGAGUUGCACAAGCAAUUAUACGAUCAGUUGUUGAUUUCAAAAGGGAUCCAUGGCCUAAAGUUUCUGAUAAUGCAAAAGACCUUGUGAAGAAGAUGUUAAAUCCUGAUCCUAAGCGGCGGCUUACUGCACAGGAAGUGUUAGAUCAUCCAUGGUUAGUUCAUGCAAAGAAAGCUCCCAAUGUUUCUUUAGGAGAAACCGUUAAAGCAAGGCUGAAGCAAUUUUCCGUGAUGAACAAGCUUAAGAAGAGAGCUCUGAGGGUGAUUGCCGAGCACUUGACAGUAGAAGAAGCUGCUGGUCUAAGAGAGGGAUUCCAGGGAAUGGAUACAGCUAACCGAGGCAAGAUUAACAUUGAUGAACUGCGAGCAGGGUUAUUGAAACUAGGCCAUCAAGUUCCUGAUGCAGAUCUCCAAAUUCUUAUGGAAGCUGGUGAUGUUGACAGAGAUGGGUACCUAAAUUAUGGAGAGUUUGUUGCCAUUUCUGUUCAUCUAAGAAAGAUGGGAAAUGAUGAGCACCUUAUCAAAGCCUUCAAAUUUUUUGAUGCGAACCAAAGUGGGUAUAUUGAGAUUGAGGAGCUGCGUGAUGCCUUAUCUGAUGAAGUUGAGACAAACAGUGAAGAAGUCAUCAGUGCAAUUAUGCAUGAUGUGGACACAGAUAAGGAUGGGAAGAUAAGUUAUGAGGAAUUUGCAACAAUGAUGAAGGCUGGCACAGAUUGGAGAAAAGCAUCAAGACAAUAUUCAAGAGAGAGGUUUACCAGUCUCAGCCUGUCAUUGAUGAGGGACGGAUCAUUGCAAGUAAACAAUGAAAAACAAUGACGGUAGAUGACACUUUAGCUAUGUCAAGUUUUACUUUGGAAAAGGAAAAUAUGAUAAAGAAGUCUUAUUUUUUAUUUUUAACCUGCUCUUUAUUGUGAUUCUUUUCCCAAAUGACAAAAAAAUAGGAUAUUGGCCCCAAUGGUGAUAUCUAUGUGGUUUGGAAUUUUUUUCCUAGUUUGUUGAUGUUGUGGUAGGAGACAGGAGAGGGUUGGGAGGGAGUGGACAAAGUCUUCAUUUGUGGCUGUAAAUAUUUCUUAAUUGUCAUGCUUUAUUAUGUAAUCUGGCAUUCUUAGUAAAACCUUUGGUUAUUUUCUA
Messenger RNA from Lotus japonicus, 2280 nucleotides. Its product is annotated as calcium-dependent protein kinase 32-like. NCBI's taxonomy places the organism in Eukaryota, Viridiplantae, Streptophyta, Magnoliopsida, Fabales, Fabaceae. Gene Ontology annotation, biological process: protein autophosphorylation; intracellular signal transduction; peptidyl-serine phosphorylation. The record is from RefSeq and is a predicted model, not a curated record. The transcript has 8 exons. The coding region runs from base 358 to 1965 and encodes 535 amino acids. Gene Ontology annotation, cellular component: cytoplasm; nucleus. Gene Ontology annotation, molecular function: calcium-dependent protein serine/threonine kinase activity; calcium ion binding; ATP binding.